CAUAUUUCACCGCCGUUAUGUAUGUUGUAAUUGAUAAAAGGGGAAGCAAUAAUGCGACAAAUUAAACAUCAUUCAUUCAAUUUAGACGUUUCUACAAGCGGUUAUCGUCUAAUUGAAAAAAUGGCGUAAAACAAGUGAAACCUACGCGACAGUCCACGGCCGUCUCGGCUUUGUGCGGCUUCUUUGGGUGUCUUGUUUCGGCCGUUUUUGCUCAGAGUGUGUGAAACAUGGCCGAUCCCACUAUCCAAACGUUCUGCUGUCACCACGCGAAUGGCACCGACAUGGCUGUGACUAUUAUGGAGGAAUUCAACACGGACGCGUAUAAUAGUGUGUGUCUGUUUUCCUCUGCCCUGGGCAUUUUGGGCGCCGUCUAUCAGAUUCUACCCCGCGAAGAGUUUUCGAACAACCAUAGAUGGUUAUCAUUUUCGGCAAUACGCGGAAGGAAUAUAAUAAUUUGGCUCGCUAUAGCGGAUUUGUUUGCAGCACUGGGAGUCUUUACCAGGUCGGCGAUCUGGAUUAAUUAUAGGAAUAUAAUGCCUGCAGUGGAUGAUGAUUCCAGUGUACUUUUUUGUGCAAUUUCAUCCGCUUUCACGCAAUAUUUCUACACGGCAACAUGUAUAUGGACCUUAUGUUAUGCCAUAGAUAUGAGGUUUGUCCUGACACAUAAAGACAGCAAAAUGAAGUACUAUCAUUUAGCAGCCUGGAUCUUCCCUGUCUUUUCCACAGUGAUAGGACUGUCCCUCUUGUAUAUUCCAGACGCAAAUUGCCACACUUCCUCUUCCCUUCGAACGGCCAUACUACGAAUCCUGCCCAACUACAUAGCCUCUUACAUACCCAUAGCCACGGUGAUGGUGGCCAACCCGUGCCUGUACCACCACUCCACGAAGGACUUGGAAAACAUCAUCACGAGCACCUCCGGUCAGUUCACCAGCAGGGAAAGGGAGAUCAUCGACGCGAUAAAAAUAAAAUUUUCCGUGAUAAACGUGAUAUUUUACGUCUGCUGGCUGCCCAAUUUACUCAACGGCAUCCUCCUGUGGACGUUGUGGUUCCACGUACCCGCAGACUGCGUUAUUGUUUUGUGGUACAUUAUGGCUCUGAUGAACCCGCUGCAAGCCCUCUUCAACUGCUUGGUUUACAGGCGAUGGAGUAGCGGGUCCGAAAGGGUGAUUUUACCCUGGAGGCAAUUGGACGGGACCGAAAUAAACAAAACCACCUCGGCGAGCACGGAGUCUUCGCAGAGUACAGCGAGGGAAGAGAUUUAUCCCCUCCUCCAAAGCACCCCCACGAACAGUAUAAACGGGUACAAAAGCUUCCCAUAAAAAUGUGCGUAAAAUUCAAAUCCUAUAAAAGUUAUAUGGCGAGUGUAGUUGUGUAUGUACAUAUAAUUUUAUUAUAUUUGUAUCAAUGUGAUUUUUGUAAUUUUAUAGAAAUAAUAAUUUCUAAAAUUUUAGUA
Anoplophora glabripennis (Asian longhorned beetle) is the source of this 1453-nucleotide messenger RNA. Its product is annotated as G-protein coupled receptor 143. The transcript is spliced from 6 exons. Gene Ontology annotation, cellular component: plasma membrane; melanosome membrane. Gene Ontology annotation, biological process: regulation of calcium-mediated signaling; melanosome organization; G protein-coupled receptor signaling pathway. The coding region runs from base 228 to 1319 and encodes 363 amino acids. The record is from RefSeq and is a predicted model, not a curated record. Gene Ontology annotation, molecular function: L-tyrosine binding; L-DOPA receptor activity; dopamine binding. NCBI's taxonomy places the organism in Eukaryota, Metazoa, Arthropoda, Insecta, Coleoptera, Cerambycidae.